This is a messenger RNA of Pogonomyrmex barbatus (red harvester ant), 7478 nucleotides long. RefSeq names its product chitin-binding domain protein thawb (gene thw). NCBI's taxonomy places the organism in Eukaryota, Metazoa, Arthropoda, Insecta, Hymenoptera, Formicidae. Gene Ontology annotation, cellular component: extracellular region. The record is from RefSeq and is a predicted model, not a curated record. Gene Ontology annotation, molecular function: chitin binding.
GCGACUCCCUCGCGACGACAGAGAGCUCGCUCCAAGUUCCUCCAAGAUCUCGGCUGUUCGCUGUUGACUCUUCCCUUUCUUCCCUGUCCUCCUCUUUCUCCUCUUUCUCUUCUUCUCUCCUGCCGUUUUCCUCUUUUGCCGAUUGCCAACGCGAACGAGAUCGUCGUUCGCGGCGUUCGCGCGCGUGCGAACGCUUCCCUCCUCCCCUCGCCCCGGCACACCGUUUCCAUCGGAGCCGACCGCGUGUGUUUCUAAGACUUUGGAGAUUUAGGGGCUCAGCGGCACCCUGGAAGGAUCCAGGAUAGCGUUCCCGCCACCGUGACCACUCAAUCGGCGAUCGGACGCACGCGGGGGGGGCUUAACAUCAGAGUCGUGGCUGUCGAUCUAUCAAAUAUGUUACGUCUAGUGGUUCUCCUGCUUUUGUGUGUCGCUGCUACAUACACACCUGGUUACUGCGAGACAGAGGUAUCGCGAGAUGUCGAGCAGGCGAGACUACCAGAGUUCCUCACGGAAUUGGACCUGUCGAGUCUCAAAGCAUCCGAGGAAGACGUCGAGGCGCUGAAGAAAAUCGUGAAAAGGCUGGCACCCGAAAAGAACGGCGAGUACCAAGUUUAUCAAGUCUUCUUCGGUAACGAGGACCUCCUCAGAGAGUGGCUCAAAGGAGCGGGCGUGACGGGACAACCCGGGGUGGAUUAUCCAGCCCUCACGUCGAUUCCAGUCACUUCAUUCAGCUGUCGCGGUCUGAGAGGGGGAUAUUACGCGGAUUUAGAGACAAAUUGCCAAGUAUUCCACAUCUGUAAUAAUGGACGUAAGAUCUCGUUCCUGUGUCCCAAUGGCACCAUCUUUCAGCAGUCGCAGCUUAUAUGCGACUGGUGGUUCAAAGUGGACUGCAGCAGGUCCACGGAAUUGUACGAGCAGAGCGCCGAGCAAUUGGCCGAGGAAGAAAAGAAACGAGCGGAUGCGAGGAAAAUGAAGUCCGAGUUUCAUCGCACGGCCGAGCAGGAGGAUAACGCGGAUUACUACGAAACUCAGAACGCCGACUAUGACGGAAGACAGAACGGCAGAACGAAUCCGUAUGGUCAAUCCGCCAGCAGACAGAAUCAGAUUCCGGAAAGGCAGAACGAACCAAAGUCCAACCAAAACUUUGGACCGAAUAACGUUUUCAACGACGCUCGCGAUUCUGCUCGCUAUUUCCAGGAUAAUAACGCGAACGCGUUGCGAACUAACGAGAAAACGAGCCAGCCCGAAAACUACGAGCAGCCGCCGAAACAGCGACAAUAUUACGACGGCGGAUCGAAUUAUCAGACGACCAGGCAAAGGAAUCAGCUGGAUACGCAGAGCGGCAAGUUCAACUAUGAGCAUAGAAAUAAGUUCCAGGAUAGCCGACAGAAUUAUCAGAGCAACACGCAGGAUUAUCAAUCUAAUCAGAAUACGCCGCGCAAUAACGAGAAGCCGGCGUUCAAUAAUCAGAAGUCGCGGACUUCGACGCGAAAUAAUCUGUUUGGCUCAAACCAGUCGCAAAAGGCUACGCCGACUUACAUGGAGACGACGACUUUCAGAACGACAACCGCGGCACCUCCGAGAGAAUAUCAGCAGUUCGCGGAAAGCGCUGCGUUCGUAUCCAAUCGAGGAAAUCGCUUCAACUCGGGAAAAUCUGAGAAUACUCGACAGUAUUAUUAUCACUCGUACGAUUACCGAGAGCAUUCCACGACCACCUCGACACCGCGGAAGGACGAGGGUGAAACGGUGUCCUUCACACCGAAGACAGGCGUUCCGCCGUUCCCCGGGCUCACGUACGCUCCCAUUUAUAAACCCAGGACAACGACGUUGCCACCCUACGAAACAACGUUACAGUACACGCCGACUACCGAGACGUCUUACUACAGCACCCCCUAUUCCAGGCAAGGCGACAUCCCGGAAACCACGUACGCUAACGUCGACAUCGCUACCGUAACAUCAGAAGUUCCUUCCUCCGCAGAAGAAUAUUCGACUACGGAGUGGUUCACUACGUACAACAAUCUGCGGACCUCCCCCGCGAUAGGGAGAGUGCCGCCCGUCCCUGCGAAUUAUCGAAAUCAAGAGUACGUUGAUAACAGAGUGACCGAUCAGAAAGACUCCGCUCGUGAUACUUCUUUUGCAACUACGCGUCCAUACGUGAAUACAGAAAGUUAUCGACACAACGCUGCUAACGCUGCGUUUAGUUCGUCCGUUAGUCAGGACGUGCUUCCCUCGUCGACACCAUUUUACGAAGAUUCUCGUGAUCAAACUCGUGCAAAUUAUCAAAACGAAAACAGCAUCGCAAAUGUCGAAAAUAAACAACACAACACAACACCCGCGAAUCCUUGGCGGGUGACUUUGCAAAGUUUCCAGCAGAAUUCUAUCAGUUCAACCGAGAAGCCAUGGAGGAGCACCAACGUUUAUCAGCAGACCAGCUCCACUAGCAAGACCCUGAGUCCUUAUGACACUAGCUUCACCUACAAGCAGGGUAAAGUGAUGUCCACUUUAGGACCGUAUAUACCUUUCACUAAAAACUACGUUUAUUCCACGAUGACCACCACUCCGACGCCGAAACCACCGGUUACAGUGCCAAUUUAUAGUCCCACUCUGGCGAAUUAUCGCCAGACAGUGAGCAAUCUGAUACCGAAGGUAAAAUUAUCGCCUCCGGUAACGAGCAGACCGAAGGAUAGAGCGACUUAUUUACCAGAAGUCAGCAGCAAACGACCAACGAUUCUGGAGGAUAGACCGUACGCCGAGCGGGAACACGCGCUCGGUAUGUUGCACUCUCUUCAGGGUUUAGAAAAUAACGCGGCGGAGGGCUUGAGCGAGAUCGGCGCGAAGGGUGAAAACAGUCGGAAGGGGCUCUUAGCGUCGGGUCCAUCCACUUUACACUCUCUAGCUCUGUAUUUCGCGACGGCCGGUGAUAAUCUCGAUUCCAACGAGACUAUCGAGCGAUCCACCGCGAGCGUCGAGGAAGCCGAAGAUAGAGAGGGAGAUCACUCGCACAACGCAUCCGUCGAAUUGCCGACCAGCAUUCUCACACAGCACACCAUCUCUUCGUACGUCGAAUUGUUCAAUCUGAACAACGCGCUCGAGGGGAACACCACGAUGACCGAACUCGCGGCGGAGGGCGAUGACGUUGGCGACGAGAUCGACGACGACCUGGACAUCGAACAGAGCGAGGGUCCGCUGAACGGUGCGAGGAGAUCGAACAGCACCAAGCUGCGCGAACUGGCUCAGGUCUUCACUCACGCUCUGUCGGCGUAUCUGCAGGAUCCGGACACCUUCAAAAGGGUGCUUACGGAGAUCAGGCCCACGGAACCACCAACGACAACCAUCGAUGAUAUUCAGUUCGAAGCGACGACGUUAUAUCCGACCACCGCGGAAGAGUAUGCGUCGGUAACUAAGGAAAAGGAUGAAGUUUUGGAUUUUUCGGACGACACCGAUGUCACUAGAAGACGCAAACCGUCCACCAUAAUCUCAACUACGUUGCGAGCACCUGUCACCACCGAUAGAUCAUUUUCGACUUAUUAUACGACGCCGUACAAUGAAUACUACACGACUCCAGUGAGUCAGACGCGAAGGCCUGUUUACUAUCCAAGCACGACGUUGCUACCUCCCAGUUCUUCGUCGUCGUAUGAUUCGUCGGGGGGAGAUUACGUCGAAUCGUCGACACAGGGAGGUAAUACAUUCGCUUUUGAAGUGAAUCGCGUUUUCACUACCACUGCGAAUGAUAUUCAUAAUUACGAUAGCGAUACGAGAGAUACGACCGAUCUGUCACCACUCUAUGACAAUUAUUUCCCAUCGGACGAGGACGGAAAUCGAAAUAAGAUCGGUGGCUUCCAAAAUAAUACAUCGAGGACCUUCCAACCUUAUGGUAAAAACGUUAAACCGGCCGGCGCUACGCCCAUAAGUAACUACGUGGCAUCGUCGACAGUGGCGUCUUUCCAGAAUCCAGGAGUAGGAACGACUUCAUCUACUUGGGGUAGAGGUUCGGCCGGCGAUAAACCCGUUCAAGACCUCACACCACCUCAUUAUCAACGCUUCGGUAAUGUGAGGAGUUUCGAGGUGUCGAACAGCAUCGUGCCGAAUCAGGUGGUGCGCUCGACGACGCCAUUGCCAAGGAGCACCUACGAGACCGGCAGCAGCACCGUUCAGCCCUUCAGGAUACGUUAUUACGAAUCAACGACGACACCACCACCACCACCACCACCACCACCCGAGGCUCUCGCCACAGCUCGCAGUUCGUACGCAAAGUACAGAAAUAAUUACAAUCGCAUAGAAAGCACUCGCACGGAAGGUACUCGCAAACCCGCCGCGGGAACUGCGGCGACAACCGCGGCAACGACGAUCCGAGAUAACAUUGGGACGUUGGAUCCUGUCACCGCAACUAUCAGCGAGGUUACUCCGUACACCGCUACCGUUGCUCGCGCUACCUCCAGCAAGCCGGCGAACACGUCGACCACGUCGAGACAAGCCAGCAACUCCCUGAACAACGAUCACUGGACAUCCUCGCCCAUGGUCACUCAGCUCUGGGAGACGACGGUGUUCGUAGAUCCUCGGCACAUUAACCACGGUCUGGAGUCGAACGCCGAAGGCACCCAGUUGCCCGGCGAUACAACCGGCAACGCUAUUAAUGAAGAGUCGGAAUCUACCGUGGCGACGAGCACCGCGAGAUCGCCGACCAUAUUGUCUACCGUAGAUUUUGACGGGACGACGGAAGCGCGGACCACCAGCACGCCGAGUCCUUGGCAAUGGGCGACGAGUGAUAACGAUUCACCCGUGACGUUCACCUUGCUGCCGACGACUUUUACCGCGGAGAACACGGCGACGCCGACUCCGAUCAUCACUACACGGUCCAGCAUAACGACCACGAUCACCUCCUCGGUGACAUCGACGAAUUCUCUACCUCGAGACAACUUGGCAUCCACGCUGUUGCCAUUCGCGCCGGGCAACGCGUUGAACGCUACCGAGAGCGAAGUGAUCAAGGCACAGGAGAUGUUCGGCAAGCUGAACGAAACCAGCUCGAACACGCUGAUGCGAGUAAUGAAACAAGCCGAUAACAACGAGACGGUGAGGCAACUGGUGCUGUUGCUGGUGAGCCACUGCAAUGGGCCCAGAAACAAGACGUUGGAACAGGAGAAAGAACAACUAUUGGAUGCUCUUCUGAGAUUGCCCGUUCACGAAUUUAGCUCGGAGGAGUCGCGAGAAAUCGUCGCCGGCAUCAGUAGACUUAAUUUUUCGAUUCCUAAACUUCGAGCGGUUGCUUUGUCAAAUUCCACAACGGUGAGGACACCCCGAGCUUCGUCUGUGAGACCCACGCCGUCUGCGCCAUCCAUUACCACGUUUCGCAGCAGGACAGGACGAAAAUUCCGCACAACCACCGAGAAUGCCAACACUUUUGCGAGAAGAUCGGACGAGGCUGCCCCGGAGACGAACAACUCCCUGUCAGAGAACGAGACCACCGCGUCGGACAAUCGAGCCCUCGAGCUCCUCAGGUCGCUCUACACAAUUGCUGCUAAGUGGGGCUGAGGAGUCGCACAAUCGACGACCGAUCGGAACUACGCGCGCGUCGGAAGACCCGCGAGAUGAAGUCCUCGCUGGAGUACAAGAAGACGUCCGUCUGUCGAUACGUCGGAGUAGAUUGUUGCUGUCACCCAUCGUCACGUCACUCCGUCUAGCCUAAAUUCGAGGAUUCGAAUCCGAAUCUUGGUGAAUCGGUUUUGAUCUCGGUCCAUGAAUCAACGCCCGUGAACGAUCAGGAAUUCAAUCGAGCGUUUUUUUCGACGAAGAGACAUCGCACUUCUUGUCAAAUACUAUUCUAAACACCGUUUCAAGAAUUGAUAAAGUUUUUUUCUGGAAUUUGUAUAUUAUUAUAUUAUUAUAUUUAAUUAUUAUAUCGUUACACUUAUCCAAUCGAAAAAUCGAAAAAUUAAAUUUGAGCCAAGUCUGAGAUCUCGGCAUUUCCGAAACUUGAAUUGAUAACACAUCGAUGCGAUAAUGAAGCUCGAUUUAAUUUGGGACCGAGAUUGACACCUGUGCUCGCGGAUAUUAAGUAGGUCGUGUGACGAUUAAUUUCGGAAAUGUUAAUCCAAGUCUGCUUGAUACCCGCGAUCGAGCGUAAUUUACGUCGGUUAAUAUGCGGAGUCCCGAUCGAUCAUCGAUCGAUAAGAUCGCAGAUUAAUAAUUAACCGGCUGUAGUCCGACGUUAAGAUUAUAUAUUGCUCGCCGUCCUUUUUAUUAAGAAAAUAAAAUCAUCGAUCGCCUCGAAACAUCGGCAACUGUUGCUUCCAAGAAAAAAGAAACGCCUGCCAUACUUCGUCCUUCUGUUCAGCGGCUUUGCGCGAACAUUCAACUUAACUUUUCUUCUUUAUACUCAAAGAAGUUUAUACAUAUUUAGCAAGGUAAUUUUAUAUAUUUUACUUAUGUUUAGCAUGCAUGAUAUAACAAAGUUUCUCUAAAAAUGUUUCUUCCUUAUAUAAUUUUACAAAUCCUUAACAGGCUAUCGUGUAAUUACAUCGCCUCAUUAAAGUAAUGUCUGUAUGUCCGUCAGAGUAGUAUCUAUAGUUUAGAACAAUUGAUUUUAUUGGGAAACAAUUCAAUUAUAUAUUUUGUAUAAUCUUUAUUCAAAUCUUCUAGAUACGUAGAUACGUGACUACGUGUUUGAAGGCAAGAAGCAAAUUUUAAUCGCCGAUCUAGAAUGAGAGAUCCUUCUCAUUGUAAUAAUUCUUUAACAUAAUUGCACUUGUGUAAAAAAACAGUGAUUGUCUUGCAUGCCAACGUAAAAAGGGAUAAACAUUUUGUAUAACUCGUCCGCGCUCCUCUCGUAAUGUUGCUAGGUACAUCAUCAAAUUGCAUUCUCUCGUCUUCGUUGAAUUGCACGCGAAAUUGACGGAAUGUGAUGGCACGUGGUGAAUUGCACCAUGUACGCUUAUGGUUAUCCGUAUAUGGUCGGAUUCUACGUGACACAAUUUCAACCCUUUCCUCGCAUAUCUUCCCCCAAUGGGGGCCACUAUCGUCCUCUUUCGAAAUAAUUCGUUAAUUCCCGAGUGGGAAUUAAUUUCUGCCGGCGGCACCGAAUUGACACGUAUAUCGUAUGAACUUCCAUUCCCAAAACUGACCGUCAAACUCACUGUUGUGUACGUUCAGUAUUACGAAAAGACUCCUCAGAAGGGAUCCGCCCGGCUUCCCGGCGGACCACGUGAAAUUAUUUAUUCACCUUCGCUGUGUUGCGAUUUCCUACGUACCUACGGCUAACAGUAAGUUACUCAUAUCUUGAAAUUACAGGUGUUGGUAAUGUUCUUUUUCGUUUGGACAGUUUCGAGGUCGACGAUGCGUUUCCGUUGCGAUCCCGAAACGUCCAAAUGGGGGUUUCUAGGUCAUUAUUUAAGUACGCGAAUUAGGCGUGUAGUUGUGUAUCGACUUUAUGUAAUAUACCUUUGUACAGUAUGUGAAUAAAUAUAUACAGGGUUUUGUUUAGC